AUGGAGGAGUACUAUCCGUUGUACUUUGUGACUUUCAACUACGACGAUGAUCUCUUCAAGUUUGAUAUAGACCGUGUUGAUCGCGCUCUGGAAUGUUUCCUCGACUCUGACCUGCUCUUGUCGGAUGAACGCGAUUACAAGAACGCUAUCGAGGAGUUUAUACAAUUUUCAGUGCCCGAAGGACUUGGCCGCCGCCUGUAUGAGCAUCACAAACGUCGGAUCAAGAAAUCUUUCCAUACGGGAUUGCUCGUUCGAGCCAAACGUAUCAAGGCCUUUCGGAGAGUCUUGCACAAGGUCGAGCCACAACAAGCACCAGGACUGAAGACGUUUACCCGGACAGUCGGAAAUUUGGUUUACAAGCAUCUACCUCCAGGCGUCACUGUCGCACCAAUGGAGAUGUUUGCCGGGACAGUCCGAAAGUUGUGUUGCAAGCUUCUACCUCCAGGCGUCGCCGUCUCAUCGAUGGAACCCGGCUUUCUUGACGACCCGUCGUGGGUGCCUGUUCGCACUUCGUGGUUCGUCCCUAUGUGCGAUUAUUACAAGCUCAUCCCGCGAAGCCACCCCCGCUGGCGCCCUGAGAUGCCCUUCUAUCCGCCUGACAUUGAACAGGCUCCGUUGCUAAAUGACCUUCGCAAUUGGGUACUGGAUUUGAAAGAACUCAAAUCGGUCCUUUUUCGGCUAAGCACUUCCCUUUCCUUCCUAUUACGGUCCUUCUGCCCCCGAGACAAGCACAACCCCGACAGCGAGCACAACAGAGUCCUCAAGUUACUCACAUACCGCAAGCACGUACUGAGUAUGUGUGGUAUGCUCCCACACGAGGAUCGCCUUGUCAACGGCCGUGGGGUCGAUUCACUGGAAUUCGGCCUUGGGGAGGUGCAAUGGCACCUAGUCAAGGGUGUAUGGCCAGUUUUCACGGCAACCGAAGAGUGUCUCAUCCUCUGGGAGCGUUCCAAUAUCGACAAGCAGAAGCUUAACGUGGCUAUCAGCAGAUUCGGACGGGCAAUGAUUCGAGCUGAAAUGAACGAUCUGGUGAACAAUUUCCGAACCCCGCAUCUCCGGAAAGAAUUUCAGUUUGUCGUUACCGAGGACAAAGGCCCAAUCUGCCCCGAGGAAGCGAUAGAGGUGGGUGAGGACGACAGAUGCCCAAUCUGCCUCGAGGGAUUGAAAGAGGUAGGUGAUGCUACAACCCCCCUUGUGAACCAGAGUUGUUGCAACGCGCCACCAUUCCACCUUGACUGUCUUGUGACAGAGCACCUGAAGAAUUUCGCGAUGCACAAACCUGUCAAGUGCCCCGUAUGCCUCGUGAGACUUUCCCAGGACGAACUCAAGAACGUGGUCGACAAGGCGACGAAGCACAUGGGUUUUUUAUGA
Molecule: messenger RNA, 1371 nt
Organism: Exophiala spinifera
Lineage: Eukaryota; Fungi; Ascomycota; Eurotiomycetes; Chaetothyriales; Herpotrichiellaceae
Exons: 1
Coding region: 1-1371 (456 amino acids)
Source: RefSeq, a predicted model, not a curated record